AUGUUUGGAGGGCGGCGCGGCGGGCUGAGCAGGCGGAGGGAUGUGCGGGAGACGGGGCCCCCUCCGUGCACCCCGCAGGCUGGCCCGAGCCGGGACGGGGCGGAGGCUCGUGCGGCACCCCCACCUUUCCCACGAGUCUCUAAUGAUUCCUCGAGCGGUGAAUCCGAUGAAAAAGCGGCCGUAGCUGGACUAUUAAGAACUAUACAGAGGCCCCUGACAACAAUUGGACGUAUAUUCUCGGACGGGGAACCAUCAAAUGCUACCCUAUCUGUAUCCUCGAAUAGCGGGCCAGCCUUGACUCCUCGUGGCCGCUCCCCCAGUGCCGAAGACAGCCUUCUCACCGCCGUUGGCGGCCGCGGCCCUAGUGGGCGGCGAAGACCUGCCGUCACGGCGGAGGAAGCCGCUGCUCGUCAAGCUAGCGCAGAGACGGAAGAGGCCCGCCGGAUCCAAAGAAGUGAGCAUGAGAACGUGGUGGAUAUUCUCAAGGCGAUGUUCCCGGCUCUAGAUAAAGAGAUAAUCGGCGAUGUUGUCAGCAUGAAGGAAGGGAGGGUUGGUGAGGCUGUUGAUGCUUGUUUGGCGCUGAGCGCCGGUUAG
Molecule: messenger RNA, 594 nt
Organism: Morchella importuna
Lineage: Eukaryota; Fungi; Ascomycota; Pezizomycetes; Pezizales; Morchellaceae
Exons: 3
Coding region: 1-594 (197 amino acids)
Molecular function (GO): ubiquitin binding
Source: RefSeq, a predicted model, not a curated record